Molecule: messenger RNA, 2418 nt
Organism: Cylas formicarius (sweet potato weevil)
Lineage: Eukaryota; Metazoa; Arthropoda; Insecta; Coleoptera; Brentidae
Gene: CYP301B1
Product: probable cytochrome P450 301a1, mitochondrial
Exons: 10
Coding region: 115-1656 (513 amino acids)
Molecular function (GO): heme binding; monooxygenase activity; oxidoreductase activity, acting on paired donors, with incorporation or reduction of molecular oxygen
Source: RefSeq, a predicted model, not a curated record
GUACGCAUGUCACGGCCUGCACGUAAUGUUUUAUAUACGUUAUAGUAUUGUGCUCUCUGCGCGGUCUAGUGUGCCUUGCUUCUUUCUACGCAUUUUUGACUCCUACUCGGUUCAAUGAAGUAUUUUAAACAGAUAAAACGAUUCGUUUCCAAAUCGUACUCGAGUGGAAGUUUAGCUGGAGCUGACAUAAAGGGUCUCGAUUUGACCGAACAGGUUGAAAACAUUUUUCCCUAUGAGAGCAUACCUGGACCUACGCCGCUUCCCGUUUUGGGAAACACAUGGAGAUUCAUACCAUAUAUAGGUGACUUUCAAAUUGAACAUAUCGACAAAGUCGCAAGGCGGCUGUACGAACAGUAUGGCAAAAUUGUUAAAAUCGAGGGACUCCUCGGCAGACCCGACAUGAUUUUUCUUUUCGACCCUUACGAAAUCGAAAAGGUUUUCCGGAGAGAGGAUGCGAUGCCCUACCGACCGUCGAUGCCGUCGCUUAAUUUUUACAAGCACGUGUACAGGAAGGAUUUUUUUGGAAAGAUGGGCGGAGUUAUUUCAGUUCACGGCGAAAAUUGGCAAAAGUUCAGAUCGAAAGUGAAUCAAAUAAUGUUGCAGCCAAAGUCCGCGAAAAUGUAUGCGCCGGCGAUAUCAAAGGCGUCGCAGGAAUUUGUCGAAAGGAUAAGACAUCUGCGGAAUAAGGAAUCUGAAAUGCCGGACGAUUUUUUAAACGAAAUCCACAAAUGGUCUUUAGAAUCGUUAGCGAGAAUAGCCCUAGACGUACGUUUGGGCUGCAUGGAUCGGCACCCUUCCCAAGAUACUCAACAACUAAUCGACGCUAUAAACACGUUUUUCAUAAACGUACCGAUAUUGGAACUCAAAAUACCAUUUUGGAGAUUGUACAGUACGCCAACGUUUAAAGAAUAUAUAGACGCGCUAGAUACAAUCAAAAACAUAUGUCUGAAAUAUAUAGAAAAGGCCAUGCGAAAUUUACAAACAGAAGACGGUGACAGUCAAAAUUCGAUUCUACGAAAAGUGCUGCAUGUGGAAAAGGACCCCAAGGUGGCAACUGUAUUGGCGUUGGACAUGUUCUUAGUGGGUAUUGACACGACAUCGAACGCCGUAGCAUCGAUUCUGUAUCAGCUGGCCAUUCAUCCGAAGAAACAGGAGAAAUUGCACCAGGAAGUGGAGAGGGUUUUAGAUUCUCAACAAACAAUUGAAACCGACGCGUUGGAAGCAAUGAGUUAUUUAAAAGCCUGCAUAAAAGAGACUAUGAGGCUAUACCCAGUAGUGAUAGGAAACGGUAGGCAAACGACUUCCGAUUGCGUCAUUCGCGGUUACCGCGUCCCUAAAGGGGUUCAAAUUAUUUUCCAACAUUACGUGAUCAGCAACGAGGAAGAGUAUUUUGCAAAGAGCUGCGAAUUUCUGCCAGAGAGAUGGCUCAAGGGUUUCUUUUCGAAGGAACAUCACCCAUUUGCCUCUCUUCCGUUCGGUUUCGGCAAGCGCAUGUGUUUAGGGAAGCGAUUUGCCGAAUUAGAAAUUCAGAUGCUGAUCGCUAAAAUUAUCCAAAAUUACAGGAUUGAAUAUCAUCAUCAGAGACUGAACUACUUUAUACAUCCUAUGUACACUCCCAAUGGACCUUUACGAUUGAGAUUUGUAAAUAAAAAUUAACAUUUAUAUACACAUAUUUGUAUCAAACUCUCUCACAUUUAUAAGAAGUAAUACACAAUCAGGUGUUCUAAGUCUUAGAUUCAAGGAUCUCACGAAUCAGCUGGCACUUUUUAUCACUGGAAUUCCAAAAAAAACGGAAUCUUAAGAACAAGCGUGGUUAAUGAUGUAAAGAUUAGGGUUCGAAUUUUAUUAAUUAUUAAAUAAAAGAAGAAACUCACUACGGAUAACUGAGCAACGAGCAAAAAGCGUUCGAGCUCUAUACGAAAGCUAUUAAGAGUUAGAUCUUUAAUAGAAGAUGGAAGAUUAUUACAAUAGCAUUAUAAAUAAAGCUACGGCGAAAAGUGGUUAAUCGAUAACGAAUAGAAUACGGACAAACACCACCAGAUUAUACUGAUAAAUAUUUUCUGUUUGGAGCCAAUCAUACACUGCCAUAAUUUCGAAGCCUAUAAAUUAACCUACAACAAGCAUUCCGAAAGCGAUUCCUAUACUAUAAUUGGCAUAAUUUAAUAAUUUUUUGUGAAAUUUGAGAGUUAAAGUAUUUACGUUUUUAUAUAGGGAUUGUAGAGUCAAAUAUGCCUUUUGCAAUAGCAGUGACACAUGUGCUUUGAAUGCGUAAGUCUUUUUGAAGAAUUAAGUUAAGAUUUUUUAUUUUUCUUACAAUCGGGAGUUAUAGUCCAUCUAUAAGCAAUUCUAUUUUUUGGGGUGAAUCCCAUCACUGUCUGCAGAUGUCCCAAUACCUGAGAAUCCAGUCAAUUUAAAAGA